GCCAUGCAAACUUGCCGUUUCCAGCCUUAAACGCUCUCAAACACAAACUAUCUCUUUAUCUUCUCUAAAUUUGGCAAUCUGUCUCACAUACAUUUCCAAUGCCCUUAUUAAAUAACUCUUCUCACAAAACCUGAAACACCAUAUUCCAAACCAAACCAACCAGACCUCUCUGUCCCAAACUGAAUUGUUGGAGGAGACAAAGAAUUUUGAUUUUUUUCCUUGUACUUUUAUAUCAUCUGCUCAAGAAAUUGAAAUGGGGAGAGGUAAGAUAGAGAUAAAGAGGAUCGAGAAUUCAAAUAGUAGGCAAGUUACCUUCUCUAAAAGGCGAGCAGGUUUGCUCAAGAAGGCUCACGAAUUGGCCACUCUUUGUGAUGCUGAGGUGGCUGUUAUAAUCUUCUCUAAUUCUGGCAAGCUUUUCGAGUUUUCAAGUUCUGGCAUGAAGAAAACACUUUCCAGAUAUAACAAGUGUAUGAACUCUCUGGAGAUUGCUGUAGCAGAACACAAACCCGAGAAGCAAGGGACUAAGGAAGUCAAUAUUCUAAAAGAUGAAAUUGCAAAGCUACAAAUAAAGCAGUUGCAACUUAUGGGCAAGGACCUGAAUAGCUUGAGCUUAAAGGACUUGCAGCUUCUAGAACAGGAAUUACAGGAGGGACUGUCAUUUGUGAAGGAGAAAAAGGAGCAACAACUGAUGGAGCAACUGGAACAAUCAAGAGCACAGGGACAGCAGGCAAUGCUGGAGAAUGAAACUUUGCGCAGACAGGUUGAGGAACUUCGGGGUGUCUUUCGAUCUACUGAUCAAGUCUCACCAGUCCCACCAUAUUUGGAGUACUAUCCUCUAGGAGGAAACAAUUCUCUUGUAAACCAUAGUUCUGCAAGUCCUGAAGUGGCCUCCGAUAUUGUAAUGGAAAAGGGAGAUUCAGACACUACCCUGCAUUUAGGGCUGCCAAGCAAUUCUUGCCGCAAGAGGAAGACACCCGAAGGAGAAACCAAUUCCAAUGACUCAAGGAGCCAACUGGGCCAACCAUAACCCCUUGCCAUCACUUCUGAUAGAAACAACAGAAAAUGAAAUAAUUUUGUUACAGUUGCUUGUAGCUUUAGCAGUUUUUUCUGAAUCAUCAAAGCAGGGACUUUAUAUGCAUAUAAUUGAAGCUAAUAUUUCAGAUGAUGAUGAUGAAAAACGUUGUAGUUACUCUUUUAUUAUUUUUCAAAGUAAUGAUCAGAGUACAUUUCCAAAGUUUA
Messenger RNA from Mangifera indica (mango), 1239 nucleotides. Its product is annotated as agamous-like MADS-box protein AGL15. The transcript is spliced from 8 exons. Gene Ontology annotation, molecular function: RNA polymerase II cis-regulatory region sequence-specific DNA binding; DNA-binding transcription factor activity, RNA polymerase II-specific; protein dimerization activity. The record is from RefSeq and is a predicted model, not a curated record. Gene Ontology annotation, biological process: positive regulation of transcription by RNA polymerase II. Gene Ontology annotation, cellular component: nucleus. Bases 254 to 1027 code for a protein of 257 amino acids. NCBI's taxonomy places the organism in Eukaryota, Viridiplantae, Streptophyta, Magnoliopsida, Sapindales, Anacardiaceae.